This is a messenger RNA of Hymenoscyphus albidus, 2712 nucleotides long. Lineage: Eukaryota; Fungi; Ascomycota; Leotiomycetes; Helotiales; Helotiaceae. The record is from the annotation of a GenBank genome assembly.
CUUUGUUUCUUGGGAGACCUUCAUCAUGUUUUACACAAAAUUCUUGCUUGCUGUGGUACUCUUCACAGGGAAUGUGCUCAGCAAUCCUUCUUUCUCGACUGGCCCCAUUCCCAAAAAUUCAAACAACUUUGCGCCACCAAGCUCAGAGAGUAAGAAAGCUUUAGGUAAACCCCAACCGAGAUAUGUUCCGAAUGGAUAUAUCGUUCAAUUGCAAAGCGACGGGCCCUUAGCGAAGCGCGCCUUGGACCUACACGAAGACUUUCAUUUGCUGGCCAAGCGACUUGACGGCAUAGAUUACUCUAUUCGUGAGACCUUCUCAGAAAACAAAAUAUUUGUUGGUCUUUCUUUGACAUUAAAAGCCGGCGACGUCCAAGCUCUCAAGUCUCUGAAGAAUGUCGCGAAUGUAUGGCCAAUCAAAACCAUGCCAGCCCCUGCAGCUGUGGUUCGCCGUGUACCAUUGACGAGGAGAUACGAAAAGGCUGUUGUUACUGGAACCAAUUACUCCUUGCCAUAUAUCACUGGGGAUUUAGAUGUGAAUAGGCCUCACGAAAUGACCGGUGUCAAUAAAGCUCAUGGGGCUGGCAUCAGAGGCAGGGGCGUUAAGAUUGCGAUCUUGGAUACGGGGGUGGAUUAUCGACAUCCUUCCUUGGGAGGCUGUUUCGGAUCAGGUUGCAAGAUUUCUUUUGGUCAUGAUUUUGUUGGCGAUUCUUACGAUCCUGAUAUGGGGAUACCAGCAGUCGAAAGUGCUGAUCCGCUGGCCACUUGCAUCAAUGGGGGCCACGGUACCCAUGUUUCUGGUGUGUUCAAUCCAAAAAUGUGGAAUUUGUAACACUAAUAGGAUCUAUUCAGGUAUUAUCGGAAUGGUUGAUCAGCCAGGCACUGGCUACGGCCUUCUUGGCGUCGCUCCUGAAGCAACUCUAGGUCAGUACUUUACCCAUUAUUGUAUACAUCAAGUACUAUUUCUCAUGUGUUUCUUGUAGGAAUGUAUCGUAUUUUCGGGUGUGGUGGAGGAUCAGAUGACGAUAUUGUUAUGAAAGCACUUUUACGAGCAGCAACUGAUGGGGCCAACGUCAUCAGCAUGUCGUUUGGUCAUAUUUGGGCCGAUGAGGCGUCAAAUCCUUAUCAACCUAUCUCGAAAAGUCUGUAUGAGCAGGGCAUUGCCUUAUUUGCAUCUGCUGGUAAUGCAGGUUCGUUCGGUAUAUUCGGACCUUCCAGCCCAGCAAUCAGCACAGAUAUCUUUGCCGUUGGCUCGGUGGACAACAACAAAUAUCCUGUCACUUAUGCACUGAAAGAUUCCGAUGGACGUUCUCUCCGAUACUCGGCCAAUUUUCCGCAAGAUUCUCCCCCAGGAGGUCUGAUCGUGCAAGUUAUGAGCUAUGGUAGGCCAGAUUACUUAUUGACCGGAUCGUUCAUAGAUCUCUACGAGGAAGCCGCCCAAAAUUUGACUGCGGCAGGUAUAGAUCCAGCCAACGUCAUUCUUGCAGCCAAGUACGGCGAUUUUGCUCCUGAGGUCAAAGCCGAGCUUGCAGCUGACUUUGGGUACAAGUACUUUCUGAGCUAUGCAACGGAGGAUGUUGAAUCAUUUUUCGGCAAGGAAUACUAUGUUGCUAGCCCUGAGAGAGCCUGGCCAAUCGAUCCCAUCACCCUUGUCGUACAAGAUUCCACUACUCUUUUAGAAGGUUAUGGAAAGCAUCCGCUCAAAUAUAAGAUCUUCUUGAGUUCUUCGGAUUAUUUUGCCAAAAGCACUGUCUCUAUGACGGGUGGCUUCAUGAGUAACUAUUCUUCUUUCGGGCCCACGAUACAGUACAACAUUAAGCCACAACUCUCAGCACCAGGUGGAAAUAUUCUCGCCACAUGGCCACUCGCAAAUGAUGGAUAUACAAUUAUUUCUGGUACUUCAAUGUCCACCCCUUUUAUGGCAGGAUCGUAUGCGCUCAUAAAAUCCCAGCGACCAGAACUUAGCGUAGGAGGUAUUUACGCGUUGAUGCAAAACUCAGGAAAGACUUUACCAUGGUUCUACAACCAAAAAAUCAAAUCAGCAGCUAUCCACCAAGGAGCAGGCUUGCUGGAUGUUCACAAUGCCGUGACAUGGGAAUCAUAUAUCACCCCAUCCCAACUUAAUGUCGGGCUGCAGAAGGACUAUGUUAAUUGGAAUAAUGUGGUCACUCUCAAUCUCACAAUCACAAAUCUGUCGACUAGGUCGAAGACAUACACUUUCUCUCAUACCCCGGCAGGAUUGAUGGAAAACAAAUGGUGGGAUCUGGAGACUUACAACAGGAUGUAUGCGUACUACGCAUCGGUGAAGUUCCACGAAGAAUCUGUCUUGGUGAAGGGUGGCGAGAAGGGUGUGGUGAGUGUCGAUAUCAUCGCUCCUGUUCCCGAUCAGGCUACUUGGGGAGAUGAUGCGAUUAACCUUCUCGACCCUGUGUUUAGCGGGUUCAUUGUUGUCAACAACAAUUUUGAAACAUUCAAUAUUCCCUAUGCCGGCCAAAUUUGGGAUAGUUGUAGAUUUGGGUGCUCGGUUGGGUGAUGGAAUUGAUUAUGGUGGAGUUCGAUGCACUGGGAUGUCAGAUCAUAGUGUUUCCAUGCUCGAUUAUUGAAUGAAGAAUAUCAUGGUGAUACCGAUCUUUCCAGUGACAGAAUAUGGCGUUCGUUGAUAAGGGUGGGAUGCUCAAGGUAUUGCAGGGUUGUGAGAUACCUGGCCAUUACUCC